AUGGCUUCGGCGUUCGUGGCAUCAACGAUCAAGGCGGAGAAGGUGGUCGUGUUCUCCAAGACUUACUGCCCAUACUGUGUCAAGGCAAGGCGCCUCCACAGUGGCGGCGGCUCCGGGGCGAAGCGCGCCCUGAGCCAGUUCACGCAGAACUUCAGUGUCGUCGAGCUGGACCAGCGCGGCGAUGGCGACGCCAUCCAGGACGCUCUGCUGGAGCUGACUGGGGGCCGCAGGUGA
Molecule: messenger RNA, 234 nt
Organism: Monoraphidium neglectum
Lineage: Eukaryota; Viridiplantae; Chlorophyta; Chlorophyceae; Sphaeropleales; Selenastraceae
Exons: 5
Coding region: 1-234 (77 amino acids)
Biological process (GO): cellular response to oxidative stress
Cellular component (GO): cytoplasm
Molecular function (GO): glutathione disulfide oxidoreductase activity
Source: RefSeq, a predicted model, not a curated record